This is a messenger RNA of Ooceraea biroi (clonal raider ant), 842 nucleotides long. RefSeq lists its product as uncharacterized. The record is from RefSeq and is a predicted model, not a curated record. Lineage: Eukaryota; Metazoa; Arthropoda; Insecta; Hymenoptera; Formicidae.
AUGGCAUCGGGGGCGUUAGUGAUUUUCCGUUAUCGGGCUGAUUCGACGGGAACGGGAGUUAAGUGUGACGGUGACGAGGACAGACCAGUGUUGAAGAGAACGCGAAUACCGAGGCGCGACGGCGCACCGACACGUACGACGAUACAAAUACCCGGCUACUUAGAGACGAGGGAAAUGGGACUAGCCAUUUGGGGCAAACUACCCCUGAGCUGGCUCACGCGACCGAUCUUAUCGUCGGCUCAGCCUGGAUCGCUCGGCGACCGGCUCGACUCUACUAGAUGGACUACUACGGUGGUGCUGGCUACACUUGGCUACGGUGGUGUCCGAGCGUCGGUCCACGGCAUUUGGCCGUUCUUCGAGAGAACAUUUGUGUCCACGCCACAACGAACCCGCGUUCCUUCGUAUCGAUCUGUGAUCACCGUUCACCCUUCCGCCACGCCGUUCGUGACUCAGUGUGACACGUGUGUUUAUCUCGGGGAUAACGUGGUCGCAUCGCACACAAGAUUGACGAAUGACGCCGUAGCAGAGAGCUGGUUGGUGCGCGGAUACCGGGACGCAAGAGGGGACGGCACCUUUCGCACCGCCACGGCAACGUACAACACGUAUAGGAGAAUUGCGGCCACGAAAAUCGAGACGAGGGAGCGAGGGGCACUUAGCCCUUUGGCGAGCUCGAAGGAUGCAGCUCCCAGGCGGGAGCACGAGGAUUCCGCCCGCGAGAGCACCGGCUUCCCUUUUGGUAAUCAUCAACGGCAACAACAUCGCAACAACCAUCGGGAACAAACGCAUCAGUAGCAAGUGCAGCAGAAGCGGUGGUCCCGAUCACAACAAUCACCGUAGCAGAA